Messenger RNA from Lolium rigidum, 1452 nucleotides. Its product is annotated as alpha-L-fucosidase 1-like. The record is from RefSeq and is a predicted model, not a curated record. The coding region runs from base 1 to 1452 and encodes 483 amino acids. The transcript is spliced from 3 exons. Lineage: Eukaryota; Viridiplantae; Streptophyta; Magnoliopsida; Poales; Poaceae. Gene Ontology annotation, biological process: fucose metabolic process; glycoside catabolic process. Gene Ontology annotation, cellular component: lysosome. Gene Ontology annotation, molecular function: alpha-L-fucosidase activity.
AUGAGAGGCGCAUCGCUGCUGCGACUGGCGGCCGCCGUGCUCGCCGCCGGCAUGAUGAUGGCGGCAUCGGCGACGCACGUGCCGCCGCCGCUGCCGGUGCUGCCGAUCCCGAACGCGGCGCAGCUGGCGUGGCAGCGGCGGGAGGUGAUCAUGUUCUUCCACUUCGGGAUGAACACCUUCACGGACUCGGAGGUGGGCACGGGCACCGAGCACCCAUCCCUCUUCGCGCCCUCGGCGCUCAACGUCACCCAGUGGAUGGACGCGGCGGUGGCGGCGGGCGCCUCGCUCGCCAUCCUCGUCGCCAAGCACCACGACGGGUUCUGCCUCUGGCCGUCCGCCUACACGGCCCACUCCGUGCGCGCCAGCCCCUGGCACGGCGGCGCCAGCGACCUCGUGCGCGAGUUCACCGACGCGGCGCGCGCCAGGGGAAUCGACGCCGGCCUCUACCUCUCGCCGUGGGACCGCCACGACGAGCGCUACGGCCGCGAGGUCGAGUACAACGAGUACUACCUCGCCCAGCUCCACGAGCUCCUCACCGGGUACGGGAGGGUGUCCGAGAUCUGGUUCGACGGCGCGCAGGGGAAGAACGUGACCAAGAUGACGUACCACUUCCAGGAGUGGUUCCAGACGGUGAGGCAGCUGCAGGGCGCCAUCAACAUCUUCUCCGACGCCGGCCCCGACGUGCGCUGGGUCGGCGACGAGCAGGGCUUCGCCGGGACCACCUGCUGGUCCACCGUCAACCGCUCCUCCAUAACGAUCGGCGACGCCGGCAUUGAGGAGUAUCUCAACGCCGGCGAUCCGCGAGGCACGGACUGGGUGCCGCCGGAGUGCGACGUGUCGAUCCGGCCGGGGUGGUUCUGGCACCGGAACGAGACGGCCAAGCCGCUGAGCCAGCUGCUCAAGAUAUACUACAACUCGGUGGGCCGGAACUGCGUGCUGCUGCUCAACGCGCCGCCCAACACCACGGGCCUGGUGGAGGACGCCGACAUCGCCAGGCUCCGCGAGUUCCGCGCCGCCCUCACGCGCAUCUUCGGCACGGACCUUGCCAAGGGCAGCACCGCGAGGGCCAGCAGCGAGCGGGGCGUCGGCUUCGAAGCGCGCAAGGUGCUGGACGGGUCCGACGACACGUACUGGGCGCCGACGGCGGAGGACGGGCGAAAGAACGGGUACUGGAUCGAGCUGCGGCGGCCGGCGGCGUCGGCGGCGCGGCCGUUCAACGUGGUGAGGAUCCAGGAGCACGUGGCGCUGGGGCAGCGCGUGGAGCGGCACCAGGUGUUCGUGGACGGCGUGGCCGUGGCGAGCGGCACCACGGUGGGGCACAAGCGGCUGCACCGGCUGGCCCGCCCCGUCGCCGGCCGGACGGUGAAGGUGUGGCUCGCGGCGCGGCGUGGGGUGCCGCUGGUGUCGGCGGUGGGGCUCCACCUCGACCCCUACGCAACCGACGUGAUGUGA